AUGAGUCCCGCUGUAUUUCUAGAGAGAUAUAAGAAUGAAAGAACUGACAAAAAAUCAACGUCAUCUCGUCACCUUCUAACUGGCCGAGAUGUUCUGCUCGAUGGACGCACCGAUAAAGGUACUGCUUUCACAAUCGAAGAACGACAAGUAUUGCGUAUUCAUGGUCUUUUGCCACCGUCCAUUGCCACUCUUGAACUACAAGUUGAACGAUUUAUGGAAAAUUUACGCCAUAUGCCCGAUGAUUUAUCACGAUACAUUUCCUUACUUGCUCUACAAGAUCGAAACGAGACAUUGUUCUAUCGUGUAGUCAUGCAGCAUACUCAGGAGACUAUGCCUUUGAUCUAUACACCGACUGUUGGAUUGGCCUGUCAGAAGUAUGGUUUGAUAUUUGCAAAACCGAAAGGUGUGUUUUUAUCGAUUCAAGACAAAGGUCACAUUUACGAUACUCUAAUAAAUUGGCCUGAAAACGAUAUUCGAGCAAUUGUAGUUACUGAUGGCGAGCGUAUAUUAGGCUUGGGUGAUUUGGGUUGCCAUGGUAUGGGUAUUCCUGUAGGUAAAUUAAGUUUGUAUACAGCAUUGGCUGGUGUUCCACCUCAAUACUGUUUACCAAUGAUGCUCGACGUGGGCACAAAUAAUGAAACGCUCCUCAACGAUAGGUAUUAUUUGGGCUUGCGACGAAAACGUAUUACCGGCAAAGAAUACGAUGAUUUUAUUGAUGAAUUCAUGCAAGCAGUUACUCAACGGUUUGGACGUCAAUGCUUGAUUCAAUUCGAAGAUUUUGCGAAUCACAAUGCAUUUCGCUUUUUGGCAAAAUAUCGAGAUGGAUAUUGCACAUUCAAUGAUGAUAUUCAAGGUACAGCUAGUGUAGCUAUCGCUGGCAUUCUCAGUUCGAUUCGAAUCACCCAACGAAAAUUGGCUGACAAUAUAUUUGUCUUCUAUGGAGCCGGUGAAGCAUCUAUUGGUAUAUCGGACUUACUCAUGCUAGCCAUGGAACGUGAAGGAGUAUCGGCUGAAGAGGCUCGAAAGAGGAUCUACUUAGUCGAUUCAAAGGGACUGAUUGUCAAGAAUCGUCCAACGGGUGGAUUGAAUAAGGAAAAGAUGCGCUAUGCACACGAGCGAGAACCAAUUACUAAACUCACUGAUAUUAUUGAUGCAAUCAAACCAACAUUUCUCAUUGGUGCUGCUGGGCAAGGACCUUCAUUCACACGUGAGAUUCUUGAAAAGAUGGCGUCAUUCAACAAGCAUCCCGUCAUUUUUGCACUUUCGAAUCCCACAUCGAAAGCCGAAUGUACAGCUCAGGAAGCCUAUGAAGCUACCAAUGGUCAAUGUAUAUUCAUCUCAGGUUCACCAUUUCCAAAUGUCGAGUACCAAGGUAAAACCUAUGUGCCUGGUCAAGGUAACAAUUGUUACAUAUUUCCCGGUGUCGCUUUGGCUGUUGUGACCUGCCUUAUUCGACAUGUACCCGAAGAAAUAUUUUAUAUUGCUGCAAAAACUCUCUCAGAUCUAGUGACGCAAGAAGAUCUAGCUGUUGGCCUCAUGUAUCCAUCUAUUGAAAAGAUCCAUGAUGUAUCACGAAGUAUCGCUGUCAACAUUGCUGAAUAUGCUUAUGCUAAUAAUUUGGCUGCUCUCUAUCCUAAGCCCAACGAUUUGGAUGAAUUCAUUAAAUUACAUCAGUAUAUAGCCGAAUAUAAAGAAACAUUGCCACGAACAUGGAAUUGGCCAAAAGUCCAUGAAUUUUGA
Molecule: messenger RNA, 1740 nt
Organism: Rotaria sp. Silwood2
Lineage: Eukaryota; Metazoa; Rotifera; Eurotatoria; Philodinida; Philodinidae
Source: the annotation of a GenBank genome assembly